Messenger RNA from Truncatella angustata, 1511 nucleotides. Its product is annotated as major facilitator superfamily transporter. Gene Ontology annotation, cellular component: fungal-type vacuole membrane. The transcript has 3 exons. Gene Ontology annotation, molecular function: transmembrane transporter activity. Bases 153 to 1511 code for a protein of 452 amino acids. Gene Ontology annotation, biological process: transmembrane transport. Lineage: Eukaryota; Fungi; Ascomycota; Sordariomycetes; Amphisphaeriales; Sporocadaceae. The record is from RefSeq and is a predicted model, not a curated record.
ACAAACCCAAACUGCCUAAUUGCUUGGCCGUCUUGUUUAAUAACUUCCAACGCCUCGUCUUUGGUCCCCCUCCUUGUUCCUUGCAUGCUAGCUAGAGACACAUGCCAUUUUCUUUUUAGAUCUUCCUCCACCUUGUCCAUAAUCAACCAAACAUGCCCGAUACCAAUACGCAGCCGCACACGGCCGUCCUCGGCAUAAAUAACGAGCCGGCUGUAGACCCCAAUGACUCGAGCUCAGAUGGAACCGCCUUCGGACAGAAACCUGAGCGUGAUGCGGAACAGGGUCUUGAUGAACCAGCUUCAUAUCCCGGGAGUGAUGCGCCUGAUGGCGGCAUUGUCGCAUGGCUUGUUGUUCUUGGGGCAUGGUGCACUUCUUUUUGCAGCUUCGGUUGGAUCAAUAGCGUGGGUGUGUUCCAAGAGUACUAUCAAGGCGACUUGCUCAGUAACUACUCGGCUAGCACCAUUUCAUGGAUUCCUUCCUUGCAGAUUUUCUUCAUGAUGGCAUUGGGCCCUGUUGUUGGUGUAAUUUAUGAUCAUUACGGCCCGCGCUGGCUCAUAUUUAUUGGUAGUCUGUUCCACGUAUUCGGAUUAAUGAUGGCUUCGCUCUCAACACAGUACUACGAGGUUCUUCUUGCUCAAGGCGUAUGCUCGGCCAUUGGCGUCUCUGCAAUCUUUCAACCUGCUCUGAACACCAUUCACGGAUGGUUCAACACUAAUCGCGGCGCCGCUUUCGGUAUUCUGUCCACCGGUUCCUCUCUGGGUGGCGUUAUCUUCCCCAUCAUGGUGUCCCGCCUGCUUCGCGAAGUUGGUUACGCUUGGGCCAUGCGCAUCUGCGCCUUCCUAAUCCUCGGCCUGCUCAUCAUCGCCAACCUCACUGUCCGCGCGUACCACCCUCCUAGUCCUAGAAAGGUCUCGACUAGCCAGAUCAUUCAGCCUUUCCGAGAGCCCGAGUUCGUCCUUGUGACGGCGGGCUUUUUCUUCUUUACCUAUGGCAUCUUCGUGCCCAUCAACUACCUCCCCGUACAGGCCAUUGCCGCCGGCAUGAACGCCGAUCUCGCGCAGUACAUACUGUCCAUCCUCAACGCGGCCUCCUUAUUCGGCCGCAUAUUUUCCGGAAUUAUGGGCGAUAAGAUUGGGCGCUACAACAUCUUCGUGGUCGUAUGUUAUCUGACCGGCAUCUGGGUCCUGGCCCUCUGGAUCCCCGGAAGCGACGACGGGGCGCUGAUCGCGUUCGCUGUGCUGUUCGGCUUCUGCUCCGGCGCGUACGUCUCGCUCAUCGCGCCUCUUGUAGCCCAGAUCUCCUCGCCCCAGGAGAUCGGUUUCCGCACGGGACUCGUCUUCUUUGUCUCGUCCAUAGGCGGCUUGACCACCAAUCCCAUCAACGGUGCCAUCCUGGACCAUGGCUGGACGGGCAUCAAGAUAUUCUCCGGCGUAUUUUGUUUGGUCGGUACGACGUUUGUCCUGGCGGCCCGCAUCAAUCGGACUGGUUGGAAGCUGUUUGUUAUAUUCUAA